Molecule: messenger RNA, 846 nt
Organism: Striga hermonthica
Lineage: Eukaryota; Viridiplantae; Streptophyta; Magnoliopsida; Lamiales; Orobanchaceae
Source: the annotation of a GenBank genome assembly
AUGAUGAUGUGGGAAGCCGGCGAAACGAUGGAGUCUACCGGCGGCGCCGCGGCGGUGCGGAGGAAGCCGUCGUUGCGUGAGAGAGAGAACAAUCGGAGGAGAGAGAGGCGGAGAAGGGCGAUUGCGGCGAAGAUUUACGCGGGUCUUAGGGCGCAGGGGAAUUACAAUCUCCCAAAACACUGCGACAAUAACGAGGUGCUCAAAGCCCUCUGUGUGGAGGCCGGCUGGACGGUCGAGCCCGACGGCACCACUUAUCGGAAGGGAUGCAAGCCACCCAGCCCGAUGGAAAUCGGAGGCUCCUCAUCGAUAAACCCGAGUCCACCAUCCUCCUACUUUGCAAGCCCAAUCCCCUCCUACCAGCCCAGCCCAAACUCAUCCUGCUUCCCCAGCCCGACCCGCCGCGACCCGACCCACAACCCGCUCCCUUUCCUCCGUAUAUCAAACAGUGCUCCGGUCACUCCUCCCCUCUCGUCCCCAACACGAAAGCCUCCACCUUUCAGCCUCGAAGCCCUCGCCAGGCAUUCGAUGUCAGCCCUAAACAUCCCAUACUUUGCGGCAGCAUCCGAGCCCACGAGCCCGGGCAGAGGGCUAAGAUUCGGGUCCUCGGCCACAAUACCCGAGUGCGACGAGUCGGACGUGUCGACUGUCGAAUCGGGCCGAUGGAUCAGCUUUCGGACCCAAUCGGGUGUCGGGAUUCCACCUAGGAGCCCGACUUUCAAUCUCGUGAGAGGGGCCAGACAGGGCCCGGAGGAGGACUCGAUGGUAAUGGACACUGUGAAGCCGUGGGAAGGGGAGAGGAUUCACGAGGUGGGGAUGGAUGAGCUCGAGCUCACGCUCGGUAGGUAG